Molecule: messenger RNA, 2479 nt
Organism: Oncorhynchus mykiss (rainbow trout)
Lineage: Eukaryota; Metazoa; Chordata; Actinopteri; Salmoniformes; Salmonidae
Product: adhesion G protein-coupled receptor E5
Biological process (GO): adenylate cyclase-activating G protein-coupled receptor signaling pathway
Cellular component (GO): plasma membrane
Molecular function (GO): G protein-coupled receptor activity; calcium ion binding
Source: RefSeq, a predicted model, not a curated record
AACUGAGUUAUUUUAAGUGAAAGUAAUAUUUUUCCUGUUAAUCGACCUACCUUUGAGCUAACAUACAUCUAGAUAAUGUAGCCUUUCAAUGUAUUAGGAUGCUUCGGCUAUGGAAGGAGAUUUCUUCAGGAAAAUGAUUGAUUUCAUGGACAAAUAGUCCCACCACCACUUCAAGAAAAAACCCAGAAACCCUCUUCAUUUGUGUAAUCACAAAGACACACUAAAUGUUAAGCAUUGCAACCCCUUUCCCGUCAAUGCUGAUAGAGCAAGUGAGAAUGUGAAAGUUAAGGGAAAUGCUGCUGCAGUAACUUGUAAAAUUUGCAGAAAGGUCAGUCAUCUUCAAAAUAAAUCAAGAGCAAGACAUUUUGAAAAGAAAAGAGAAAGAUAAGUAGCCUUGCUUCAGAGUGAAAUAUGGAUUCUAAGUCUGCUUUUGGUAAGGCAGAUGGUUUAUGUGGCCCUGUUGAUAAGAGUCUAUACUGUGCAUGUUGGUGUUUUAGAUCAAUGUGUCCUCUUAUGUCUGAUCUUGGAGAUAGACCCUCUACACUAGAGUCUAAUUCAGGGAUGGAACUCCUGGACGUGGUCUAUGCAAAACUAGACAAAUUAACCUGAUGUGAAUUGCGAUGCAAAUGGUCUUCUCAUGCCACACAGUCAGUUUCUCUUUGUUUUCUACUUAAAAUAAUACUCCGUUGCUAGUUAUGAGGAACUAUUUUUACUUCCCUGCGCUAACCACAUGCGUGAGGUCUCCAAAUUAUUCUUUAGAACUAAAACCAAGCUGACAUGUAACAUUAACUCACCAGCUGUCAGAGAUCAUGGGAGCCAUUCUAUUUCUACUGAUUGUGGCGCUACUCAAGGACCAAGGAACAAGAGUUACUAGAUGUGCGAAUGGCUUUACUCAACCGAAUUCCAAUCCAGAGUUUCUGAAUUGUAUUGACAUAGAUGAGUGUGUUGAGAACCAACAUUUUUGUGGGGAACGGGGAAUCUGUGUCAAUCAGCUGGGCAGCUACCUGUGCAAGUGUCCCACAGGAUUCAGUAACUACGACAACAGACAAACUCAGUGUGCAGAGCUUAAUUGUGACCGGUAUGAAACACAGCCUGGACAGACUGUACCAGGCUUUGAUAGUUUCUUGUCUCUGUUGAAAAACAACUGUUUGGUGUUGAACAGCUCUACGUCGUCUGGACCGACAAGACCGCUGUCAACUGGAGAUGUGCUUUUGACAUUACUGGUUAAUACCACUGAUGUUGUUCAACUGGGCCUCCAGUCCAAUGGUCACCGUAGUAGCAGUGAAGUGACUAAGUUACUGAGGACGAUUGAAAUCUCAUUCAGACUGAUCGCUCCACUGCUGACAGAGAACGUGACCAGGACAGAGACCAACCACACCGAGGUUGAGAUUAUGGUGAGGAGAGACAAGACUCCACCUAAAGGACCAGUCAGCCUGACCAAUGAGAAUACUCAACUUGACACCACCUGGGAGACGGUGGUUGGAGAUGACCAGAAUUACCUAGGGUUUGCGUAUGUCGUUCUGCUCAGCUAUAGGAAUCUGGAUAGUCUGAAGGACAACACUUCUCAUCAGAGCCAGCAGCUCAUGUCCAGUGCUGCGACGGUGUCCGUUAGCAACUCCAAUACAACAUACCUGCCCCAACAGGUUAAUCUCACCUUCCAUCACCUGCAGUCCAGUGAUGUUGACCCCACCUGUGUUUAUUGGUCGGAUGAGAAUGGACCGGGGGUGUGGUCUGGGAGGGGUUGCACCUUAGUGAUUUCGAACUCCACCCACACUCGGUGCUCCUGCAACCAUCUCAGCACAUUCGCUCUGCUGAAGGGAAUCCAUCAGGGACAGGGAAGCGGGCAGCUAUCGUUGGUGAUGUGGGUGGGUGUUGUUGUGGCACUGACCUGUGUGUUCCUGUCCCUGAUCACCACCCUGUGGUGUCGCUUUGUCAGCCGCAAACGCCGUGGAGGACGCCGGCUGCAACAGGAUGUACAGCUACAUAGAAAAUAAGACAUGGAUUUGAACUAUUUGUGUUCUAAGAAAAGCUUGUAACAUUGUCUCUUGGCUUGCAAGGACAUCCAAAUGCCAGCAUUUAAAUGUUUUUUUAAGUAUUAUAUAAAAAAAAACAAAAAUAUAAGAACACAACUUUAUAUUAAUAGAUAUACAAUAUCUCAUGUAUAGAACUCUUAUUAGUUCUAGACUGUAGCAUAUGAGCUCUUAACUAUAUGUCAAAAUACAUAAGUCAUUUUAUGCUCACGAGUUUUACCUAUAAUUUGUGGCAUGAAUUUUCCUAGAAUAGUGGUAUAUCCACCCAACGCUGCAUUUGUCAAGUAUCAAGCCACUUUGUUGUUGUUGUAACUAUUUUCUGAGAGCUAAUCAAGUGAAAAUAAUAUUUGGCCCUGUCAUUCAAUCAUCUUGCAAUAUUUUGCUCCAAUCUGAUUCAAAUAUCUAAAUACAAUUGGUCCCUUUCUUCAGCAAUAAAGCUAUACCACACU